Messenger RNA from Chelonus insularis, 3756 nucleotides. RefSeq names its product Kinesin-like protein at 61F (gene Klp61F). Gene Ontology annotation, molecular function: plus-end-directed microtubule motor activity; ATP binding; microtubule binding. Gene Ontology annotation, biological process: microtubule-based movement; spindle elongation; mitotic spindle assembly. NCBI's taxonomy places the organism in Eukaryota, Metazoa, Arthropoda, Insecta, Hymenoptera, Braconidae. Gene Ontology annotation, cellular component: mitotic spindle; nucleus; spindle microtubule. The record is from RefSeq and is a predicted model, not a curated record.
UGAAUCGUUGAAGUUGUAUCAGCAUCGAGGUCCUUUAAAAGUUAAAAACAUUGCACAAACAUUUGGAGUUAUUCGAGUUUUUGAUGUUCUUUGAUUCAUUGAAAGUUAAAAAAUUGUUAAAAUGAAUAAAUCUCAACCAAACAGAGGAAAGGAUAAAAAUCAACACAUCCAAGUUUUUGUUAGAGUCAGACCUUUUAAUCCUUCUGAAUCCAAUGGAAAAUCUCAUAACAUCAUUGAGGUUACACCUCCAAAAGAUUUACAUGUUCGAGAAAAAAUAACGGACAGGACUACAAAAAAAUUUACAUUUGAUAAAGUUUUUGGUCCUGAGUCAAAUCAGCUCAUGGUUUAUAAUUCAGUCGUCAGCCCAUUAAUCAGUGAAGUAUUAGCCGGCUAUAAUUGUACCGUGUUUGCUUAUGGUCAAACUGGAACUGGUAAAACUUUUACGAUGGAAGGGUCAUCUAAAGAUCCUGCAGUACAUUGGCAAGCUAACACCCCAGCAGGAAUUAUUCCACGAUCUCUGAGUCAUUUGUUUGACCAAUUACGACUUCAAGGAUCUCUUGAACAUACCAUUAAAGUUAGUUUUCUUGAGUUGUACAAUGAAGAAUUGUUUGAUUUAUUAGACACAGGAGAUGAUACACCUAAACUCAGGCUGUAUGAUGACACAUCGAAAAAAGGAUCAGUAAUCAUUCAAGGAUUAGAAGAAGUAAUAGUCCACAAUAAAGAACAAGUAUAUAAAAUCUUAGAAAGAGGUUCAGAAAGACGUCAAACUGCUGCAACGUUGAUGAAUGCACAUUCGAGCAGGUCUCAUACAGUGUUUUCUGUAACAGUUCACAUGAAAGAAGUGACUCUUGAAGGUGAAGAGCUGAUAAAAAUAGGAAAGCUUAACUUAGUUGAUCUGGCAGGUAGUGAAAAUGUUGGUAGAUCUGGUGCAAUAGAUAGACGAGCACGUGAAGCAGGCAGCAUCAAUCAGUCCCUUCUAACUCUAGGUCGUGUAAUAACGGCUUUAGUAGAGAGAGCACCUCAUGUUCCUUAUCGUGAAUCUAAAUUGACUCGAUUAUUACAAGAGUCACUUGGAGGACGUACUAAAACCUCUAUUAUUGCUACUAUUUCUCCGUCGAGUUUGAAUUUAGAAGAAACUUUAUCGACAUUGGAUUAUGCUCAUCGUGCGAAGAAUAUCACUAACAGACCUGAAAUCAAUCAGAAGUUGAUGAAAGCUACAUUGAUCAAAGAAUACACAGAAGAAAUCGAACGAUUAAAACGUGAUGUUGUUGCUGCACGCGAACGCAAUGGAGUUUAUUUAGCUCCAGAAGAUUAUGCUCAUCAGCAAGCAACUAUUGCUUUUCAAGAAAAAGAAAUUGAGGAAAAAUUAAAUCACAUCAAAGCUCUUGAGGAAACGUUGGCAGCCAAAGAAAAACUAUUUGAUGAAUUGAAUAUGAACUAUACUAAUACGAAAGAAAAAGCAAACUUACUUCAGAAAGAAAAAGAAAUACAAGAAUUUUUGGUUAAAAAUUAUGAAGAUGUCAAAGAAAAACUUACUCAACAAGCAGAAAUUCUUAUGAACGUAGCUGAAACUGUAACAAAUGACACAGAGAAGUUACAUGAAAAAAUUGCUCGAAUAGAUCGAGUUGAAUAUGAAAAUUUAUCAAAAGCUCAUUCAUUUAGUCAGCAAGUAAAUGAGGAUUUUGAUAAUGUAAAAACUCAUCUCGAUAAUACUGUUCAGCAAUCUGAGAACUUUUUGAAAGAAAAUAAAGACUUUCUUUCAGACAGAAUAGAAAUGAAUUCUGAAGCUGUUGACCACGCGAUUAACAUGAUAUCAAAAGAAACGAUAAAUAAUAUGAAUAAGUUGAUUAGCAAUUUUCUUCAAGACAUAAAAAAAACUCACAAAAACAACGAAAACUGGAUUGAUUGUCAAGAAAAAAAUGUGGCAGCUUUUGCUGAUAAACAAACACAAUUUUUCGAAAAUACAACAGAAGAUUUUGCAGUCAAAACAGAAGAGAAUUUAAAUAAUAAUGCAGAAGAAAAUUUGGCUCAUAUUGAGAUGGAAAUGAAAGAAAACCUUGGAUCUAUUGUACAAACUUUAAUACAACAAGUGGCAAAUGUCUAUGAAACAAAGACGGCUGAAUAUACUUCGAUCAUUGCACAAAUGGAAAAUACAAUUGCAGCUCAUAAUAAAAAUAUUCAAGAUCAAGAGGAAUUACAGAGAAAUCAAGAAAUGUUACAAAAGUUAGACGAAGAAUGGUGGAACCAACGAAAGAAAAUUAUAGAAAAAGGAGCAAUGUUUACUCAUAAUGCAAUCAAACUUUCUCAUGAAACAAUAGAAAUAUCAGAAAAUGUUAAAACAAGUGUACGAAAUAUCACAGAUGAAGACAACAAAUUAAGGGAAUAUAUUGAAAGAGAUGUUCAGGAAAAUGUUAAAUGUUUAGAAAGAAAUGUCGAGAAAAUGAUAACUGAAAAUCGAGAAACCAUUACUCAAGGAACAAUAAGAAGUCGAGAAAUAGCGCAAAGCUUAAAAGAAAUUUUAAAGACGAAUUGUGAAGAAAUAAACUCCUACAGAAAUUCAGUAGACUUUUCAAUAAAAGAUCGUAAACAAGAAUCUCAAUCGGAGUACGACGAAUCUUUGAAGCAUGUAAAGAAAAUCGAAAAUUGUAUAGAAAGUUCACAAAAACGUCACCAAAGCUUCCUUGAAUCUUUUAAAAAUGAUAUCAUAUCAAGCACACUUAAUCAAAGUGACAAAAUGAUACAACAAAAUCACCAGAUGGUUGAAGAUGUACAUAGAAUCAAAACAACACUAGGAAGUAUGAAUGAGAAAAUCGAGAAAUUCUUGACAGAUGAAUUGAAAAAAGAUGAGCCAACUGGAAUGACACCGAUCAAACGAGAAUAUAAUUUCCCACGGUCAUUAGUUACCAUGUCACCGAAAGAGAGACUUAUUCAAAAAUAUCAGAUGAUGAAGAUCUAUGAAAACUCAGAAAGUUCUGAUGAAAAUAGAGAUAGUACAGAUACAGAUCAUAUAAGAAAUAAUAAUUUUAUCAUACCUGAGUCAAGAAUCAGCACAAACACGUCAGAUGAUAAUUGGGAUUCAGAUAAUUCGUGUAAUAAUAAAGAAAAUAGUAAAAUCAUAAAGCCUAAAAAAUAUGCAUCAAUGGAAAGUAGUAGAGAUAAAAAUAUUCUUAAAGCUUACAAUAAUUGAAAAAAGAGUAAAGAAAUGAAUCAGAUAAACUUUAGAGUAUCAAGACUGAUAACCUAAUUCAUGAUGAACAAAGUUGAAAUAUUUAAAAGUUCCCAGCAAAUAGAACGCGGUGAAACUAAAUCAUUUUUGUUGGUCUAACAAUAUUGUAUGUAAAGCAAACUUUUUCAUCUAUUUCAACAAUUGACACAUAAUCAUCGACGAACUAUCUGUUUCUUUCUUCUAUUAGGUUUAAUUCAAUGACUAAAUGAUACUAAUUACUCAAUUAUACGAUAUUUGUACUAAUGUUUUGAUGUUUUAGAAUUUAUAACGAAUGAAAGGGCACGUACUGGUUGAUGAAUUAUGAGAAAUUUACAAAUGAAAAUUAAUUGUAAUUCAAUUCAUUUCUUAUGUUUAUAUUCAAAUUUUUAUGUUAUUAGUGUGUUAAGAAAUUUUUUUAUUGAAAAGUUUCGAUUGAUAUUAAUUUUAUGGAUGGCAUAAUCUAUUUGAAAAGUUUAGAAACUUUGAGGAUAGAUACUUCAUAUGUAAGCAAUGUAAAAAUCUAAAGGAAAGUAAACGAAAAAUUUUAAAAA